Molecule: messenger RNA, 804 nt
Organism: Miscanthus lutarioriparius
Lineage: Eukaryota; Viridiplantae; Streptophyta; Magnoliopsida; Poales; Poaceae
Source: the annotation of a GenBank genome assembly
AUGGCCACGCUCUCCUCCUGCAGCCGCCUGAGCAGCGGCACCGGCGCCGCGGCUAUCCACCACCGGCAACCGGCCCGAGCAGGAGUCGUCGUCGUCGUCACCAGCCGGCGGAGCUCCUCCGCGAGCGUUCGCGCCGCCGCUGCUGCCACGGCGGCGCCGGCUGCCGUAGAGCAGCAGGACAAGGGGCUGUCGCUGCCGACGUGGGCGGAGUUCGAGCUCGGGCGGGCGCCGGUGUUCUGGAAGACCGCCAACGGCCUCCCGCCCUCGCCGGGCGAAGGGCUGACCCUGUUCUACAACCCGGCGGCGACGAAGAUGGCCCCGAACGACGUGUUCGGCGUGGCGUUCAGCGGCGGCUUCAACCAGCCCAUCAUGUGUGGCGGCGAGCCGAGGCAGAUGACGCUGCAGGUCCGGGGCAAAGCCGACCCGCCCAUCUACACCAUCAGGAUACGCGUGCCGCAGCACGCCAUAAGCUUGAUCUUCUCCUUCACCAACGGGGCCGAGUGGGACGGGCCGUACACGCUCAAGUUCAGGGUCCCCAAGCCAUGGCAGAACAAGCCGCUGAGCUUCUUCAACCAGGGCCUGGCGGACGAGCUCAACAUGGAGGGCGCCUGCGACCGGGCCAUCUACCCGGACGAGAACAUCGCCAUCACCAGCUGCGCCAUGGACGGCUACCUCGAGGAGGGGGGGGAUCGGUGCAAGCUGGACAUCGUGAGCGGAUGCAUGGACCCCGGCUCCGACAUGUUCGACCCGCUGGCCACCGUCGACGACGGCUCCUGCCCCCUUGAGUCUGAUUCCGAGGAAUGA